Molecule: messenger RNA, 3598 nt
Organism: Solea solea (common sole)
Lineage: Eukaryota; Metazoa; Chordata; Actinopteri; Pleuronectiformes; Soleidae
Gene: slc12a8
Product: solute carrier family 12 member 8
Exons: 14
Coding region: 263-2515 (750 amino acids)
Biological process (GO): potassium ion homeostasis; potassium ion import across plasma membrane; chloride ion homeostasis
Cellular component (GO): membrane
Molecular function (GO): potassium:chloride symporter activity
Source: RefSeq, a predicted model, not a curated record
GCAACACACCCUGCACAGGUAACACACACACGUACACACACACACUCAGUUCAAUCUACUGCUGCUGACGUUUCCACCACACACGUUGUAAACUUCAGGAGGAGCUGAGAGACUCCGCAAACACACAAACUGCAUUCAAUACCAAAGCAACAUGGACAAAUGAACUGAUCCUUCCACCAUCUUUUCUCUUCUGUCAACAGGGAAUGUUCUGGACCUCUCUUGUGUGAAGGGCCACCUGAAGAGGAAACAGCUGUAGGUUACGAUGGACACUCUGCCAUCUGGUGUGACUGUGUAUUCAGGUGACCAGGUGGGAGAUGAGGCAGGUCUGUUGAAGGGUGAAGUGACUGACGACAACAAAACAAGCACAUGUGUCCAUGAUCUAUUUCAUGAGGAUGCACAGGUUUUCCAGCAGUCGAGCCAGCCGUGGUGGAAGAUCAAGCUGUUUGUGUGGGAGCCGGUGCUGUUCGGCACCUGGGAUGGAGUUUUUACCACCUGCAUGAUCAACAUUUUCGGUGUGGUUUUAUUCCUGCGUACUGGCUACCUCGUGGGAAACACUGGUGUCCCGCUUGGGAUGCUCCUGGUCUCGUCAGUUGUGGUGGUUGCUUUGGUUACAGUGAUGUCGGGGAUCGGCAUGUGUGAGCACUGUGGAGUCGGGAGUGGGGGAAUCUACUCCAUGAUUUCCACUGUCCUGGGUGGCAGGGUUGGGGGUACAGUGGGCCUCCUUUAUGUGUUUGGACAGUGCGUGGCUGGAGCCAUGUACAUCACAGGUUUCUCAGAGUCGGUGGCGGAGCUGCUGGGUCUACAGUCUCAGUGGGCGGUGCGUGGUAUGUCGGCGGCGGUGCUGCUGGCUCUGCUCGGGAUCAACCUGGCCGGUGUCAAGUGGAUUGUCCGACUCCAGCUGAUACUGCUGGCUGUCCUGGCCGUCUCUACACUGGACUUUGUCAUUGGCACCUUCACACACCUUGACCCAAUGCAUGGGUUCACUGGUUAUUCAGCUGAGCUGCUCAGCAGCAACACACACCCAGAUUACACUCCAGGAGAGAACUUCUUCACAGUAUUUGGGUGCUUUUUCCCCGCUGCUACAGGUGUAAUGGCAGGCUUCAAUAUGAGUUCAGAUCUUCAGCGGCCUGAACACAACAUCCCUGUGGGAACACUGGCAGCUGUCUUCACCUCGUGGUUCCUGUAUCUGGUCUUUGCCUUCCUUCUGGGGGCCAUCUGCACCAGAGAGGCUCUGCGCUAUGACUUCUUGAUAGCAGAAAAGGUCUCCUUGGUGGGUUUCCUCUUUCUGCUGGGCCUCUACAUCUCCUCCUUGGCUUCCUGCAUGGGCAGCCUGUAUGGAGCACCCAGGAUCCUCCAGUGCAUUGCUCAAGAGAGGGUCAUCCCUGCUCUGUCCUGGCUGGGAACAGGGAAAGGCCCAAACAGGACCCCGGUGGCUGCGAUCUGCCUGACCAGCCUGGUGACCAUGGCCUUCAUUUGCAUUGGCCAGGUCAAUGUUCUCGCUCCCAUCGUCACCAUCAAUUUCAUGCUCACCUACAGCUUCAUCGACUACUCCUACUUCAGCGUGGCCAUGACUGUGCAGCUGCAGAGGAAAGAGAAGAAGGAUUCCCCCGCUUUGGCCAGAGGAAGCCAGCGCAAGUCCAGCAGUAGAAGCUCCAGGCCGCUUAUUGAAGCUCCUCUGCUGAACUAUGGGAGUGGUGGCGGAAGUGCACUGAGCAAAGGAACUUUAUCAGAGUUCACCAAGGACAUGGAUCAGAUCUUUCGACCUGUAUCAAGUGUCGAUGUGGGAACCGUGAAGACCUCCUCCACGCAAGAGAUAAGCAGCAGAAGCAAAAGUAGAAAGGUCACUGCUAAGCAGAAGCUGAUGGACAGCUUUGGUUUGGACCUGAAUAACCUUGUGUUCUCAGAGGAGAAAAGAGAGGAGAUAAGUUCAGCUCCGCCAUAUGAGGAAGCUGAGCCGCAGCCAAGAAGUGUGGAGGUCAGGGACAGAGAAGAGCCACAAGCCAAAGAGUGUAUAAAAAUAAGUUCUGCGAAGCACGAUUCAUCUGCUCAUCCUCACAACCAUAGCACAGGAGCUGGAGGUAAACCAGAGCACCAAAGCAUUGACAUCAAACCCAUGCAGGAUUCAUUCUAUGCACAAUUCUUUAAUCACUGGAUCGCACUUAUUGGGACAUUGAGUUCCAUACUGAUCAUGUUUGUGAUCCAGUGGGUUUAUGCCUUAGCAAACAUUGUGGUUGCCGUGCUGCUCUUCUUCUACAUUGGGAAAACAAGUCCUGGACUACCAAUAGGUAUCGCAGCUCGCUUCAGCUUUUUCUCAUGGCUCAAAUCAACAGUAAAGGGCAUUUUCAGGAAUAAAGGACCCCCCCAGGACGAAAUAGUGGUGACACCCUCUCUGUACAGGGUGGGACUGAAAACCAGGCAGCUGACGGAGGAGAACGCUGACUUUGCCUCUCGCCACCGCUGUCACCAGUCUUCGUUCAUAAAGAGCCACGAGAUGGUGCAACCACCGUUUCACUGACCAAGUCGAGCACUGUCUGCUUCUGUUUUAUGUCACACAGCUGACAGACUGAAAACCACAUUUUUCUGCCUUAAACUGUUCUGCAUGUUGCCCAGUGGGUCACAUUCUGCCCACACGUCCAUUCUAAUAGAGACACUCAGCAGGUCCAGACGUUUCCAUGUCGUGGUUGGAGGAAAUGUUUUUUUCACUUUUUCACGAGUUACAGUGACUGUCUCCACUAACCCAGGACUGAAUGUAGCUGGAAUAGUAUUUUUUUUUUUCCUCAUGUGAAAGUAACUGAAUUAAUAGACGUUGGUUUUGUCUUGACAUGGCUACAACCUCUGAGCAAUUAUCAAUUAUGUGAGUGACAUAUCAAAAAAUGGGUCUUUGAUGUCAGGAGGAACAAUUAACACACGUUGUCAAAAACGUGACAGAAUAGUUUAAUUAAAAGGUCCAUAUUCACUUUUUUUUUGUUCAGGUUGUUAAUUGAGAAAUUAUUAGGAAUCGCCACGCCUUUAACUGCCAGUUUUGAUAUUGUAAUUCUUGUUAGCUAUACAAUCUGUUAUUGAUUGAUAUUUUUUUAAAAUUAGCGCAGUAUCCAUUUGCGCUGUGUUAGAGGACAUGGAAGCAGUUCUUUUGGGGAUAUAUCUAUUGCAUUUCUACUGAUAUCUUUCAUUCAUCACCACCACAGUUGGUAGUGCACACACUGAAGCCUGUCAAGCGACCCAUUAAAAAUGUUUCUAAAGCUAAAGAUAAUGUUCAUCAGCGACCAACUCCAAAGUUUCCUCAAGACAAACUGAAGGCAUAGAUAUUAUGUGGACAUACUCGGUGGAUUGAUCUGCACAUUCUGCAUUCUUGUAAUUUAAUCAGACUCUUGUAAGGUGUUUGGUUUGUUUCGCUGUAAAACAAAGACUCAGCGAAGCUGUGAAAACCACAUCCUCUGAGCUCUAUCGUUGUCAGAGUAGCAUCAGGCACAAGUGGCCUACACUUGUGGGACAGGACUGAACAUACUGAACAUCAUUUUGUCAGCGAGAUUGUCAUGUUUCACAUUGUCAUGUUUUUUCUUCGUCUUUUCUUCUUGGAAAAUGUAAUAAUCAUAAUUUU